This is a messenger RNA of Suillus discolor, 1210 nucleotides long. RefSeq lists its product as uncharacterized. Gene Ontology annotation, molecular function: metal ion binding. The transcript has 3 exons. NCBI's taxonomy places the organism in Eukaryota, Fungi, Basidiomycota, Agaricomycetes, Boletales, Suillaceae. The record is from RefSeq and is a predicted model, not a curated record. The coding region runs from base 72 to 1046 and encodes 324 amino acids.
GAAUACCUCUAGUCAUAUUAUUAUUACAGUGCUGAUCAUCGUCGAUUUCAUCGACUUUAUCAUCAUCGGCAAUGACGACAAAACGCAAAAAUUCAGAUACGAUCGAUCUGACAACGUCCUUUACACUGUCUACACCGUUACCGGCGCCAUCUACUAGCAGAAACCGUCUUCCGCGCUCUGCUACCAGUUCCAGGAGUAGCUCACAUGCUUCUCGUUCACAGAGUGGCGGGCCAAGACCAAGCGAAGAUACGAUAUUGUUACCAGAUCAUGAAGAAGAAGACCUCUCGCAUCACAGGAGAAAGAGACGAAGAAUUGAUUUCGGUGGAGAAGAACAGGACAACGUGCACCAGCUGCAUGAAGCACGUCCGAGUCUACUCUCCAAUCCCCCAGAGAAUAAUGUUUUAGAGGCAAGCACCUCGUCACAGGUCGCAUCAAGCUCGCUGCUGUCUAGUUGGAACAUGGCUCCCGAUCUCAUGCUAGAAUCAUCUUCAUCUCUGGACGAGGAGCUAGGGCUAAUUGACCAACCACCGCUCACCCAAGAGUCAGUAGCAUCCCAAGCUUACUCAGAUGCUGCAGAUGCAGGAACUGAAGUUGACAUCAUGGAACAAAGGGGAACAUCCCAAUCGGUCUCCGAAAUAACCAAUGUUCCUCCAGACGACGUAGUCGUGGUUAGUCCCACAUUGUCACCGCGUCGAACUCAGCCUUCACUGCGCCCAAUCGUCAUCGAUGAUCCUAUUCCCCUAGAGAUGACGGGUACAUUCACACCCGAACCAGCUACAAGUCAGGACACUCAUCUACUAUCCGCUUAUACGUGUCCCAUUUGCUUCUCGCCUCCCACUAACGCAACUCUGACACCUUGCGGUCACAUUUGCUGUGGAGCAUGCCUCUUUGCUGCUGUCAAAUCCACAGUGAAGCGGAACAUGGUGAUUGCUAUGGACAGAGCCCCUGUUCCAAGAUGCCCCGUUUGCCGCGCUGAAAUACCUGGGUGGGAUGGACGAGGGGGAGGGGUAGUUGGGUUGAAAGUGGAGGUUGUUUAUUCUCUUUGAAUUUGAGUACGCCUCGUGUGAAGCACACAUGCAUAUGUCAGUAUAUUCACCAUGCUUGAGACACAACAUCUUCUGGUCGAGACCAUAUAAUUCCAAUAACGACCCUUCUAGAAAUCACAUAGCAGUGCAAUCAUGACCGUCCCUUUCCGUGUCACCGCGGUCGC